AUGAAGUCCGCAAUCAUUGCCGUCGCCGCGUUCGCUUUCUCUGCCGUUGCGCAGCAGGACCUGCCAGCUUGCGGUCAAACUUGCGUUAGCAACAUGCUUGCCCUUGCACCAUCUCUUGGCUGCGAAUCUACUGAUGCCGCCUGCCUUUGCAAGAACAACAACUUUGCCUACGGCAUUCGUGACUGCUCUAAUGCUCUCUGCGGCGAAGAGGCUGCUAAACCGGUCAUUGCCUAUGGCAACAGCUUCUGCGCUUCGGCCGGUAAUGGUGCUGCCACUAACUCCGGUGGUGCUGGUGCUACUAACUCUGGUGGUGCUGGAACUGGUGCCUCGGCCACUGGAACUGGAGCUGCCGGAACCCAAACUGGGGCUGCCGGAAGCGGCUCUGCCACUGCCACUGGAACUGGAACUGGUGCUGCUCCAACUGGUGGUGUAGGUGGUGCAGGCGGUUCAGGUUCCUCAGCCAUUACCACCUCUGCUAUCGUUACGGUCGUCGGGAGCGGCGAUUCUGCCCAGACAUCAACUGUUGGUUCAACCACCAUCUAUGGUAGUGGUGCAGGUGGUGCAGGCGGUUCAGGUUCCUCAGCCAUUACCACCUCCGCAAUCGUUACCGUCGUCUCCAACGGCUCAACUCUUGAGACCUCAACUAUCGGCUCUACCACAAUCUUUGGCAGUGGUGCAGGUGGUGCAGGUGGUUCAGGUUCCAGCGGGGCAUCCGCCACAGGUACCGGCGCUUCAGGCUCCCAUACCACAGGCGGCGCUGGCAGCUCCGGCACUGGCAGCUCCAACCCUUCGGGCACUAACGGUGGCGCCGCUGGUGCUUCAUCCACCUCAAAAGCCGGUGCUGCACAACAGACUGCAUUCUCCGGAGUGAUGGCUGCUGCUGGUCUCGCUGCUCUGCUCUUGUAA
Messenger RNA from Venustampulla echinocandica, 906 nucleotides. RefSeq lists its product as uncharacterized. NCBI's taxonomy places the organism in Eukaryota, Fungi, Ascomycota, Leotiomycetes, Helotiales, Pleuroascaceae. The record is from RefSeq and is a predicted model, not a curated record. Bases 1 to 906 code for a protein of 301 amino acids. The transcript has 6 exons.